Messenger RNA from Alternaria triticimaculans, 1620 nucleotides. RefSeq lists its product as uncharacterized. Gene Ontology annotation, cellular component: nucleus. Lineage: Eukaryota; Fungi; Ascomycota; Dothideomycetes; Pleosporales; Pleosporaceae. The transcript is spliced from 7 exons. The record is from RefSeq and is a predicted model, not a curated record. Gene Ontology annotation, biological process: positive regulation of transcription by RNA polymerase II. Gene Ontology annotation, molecular function: zinc ion binding; transcription cis-regulatory region binding; DNA-binding transcription factor activity, RNA polymerase II-specific. The coding region runs from base 1 to 1620 and encodes 539 amino acids.
AUGCCAUGCAAUCGAUGCCGCACGCGUCAUUAUCGAUGUGAUGGCAAGCAGCCGGCAUGUGCAAGGUGUGCGCAGGCGAAGAAAGAAUGCGUCUACGAAAGCGGUAGACGGUUCCGGCGGUCGUCAAUCUCGGAUUCGUUUAGUGUUGAACAACCUUGGGUGUCGUACCCUCCGCGAAUCCAAUUCUUGGACGAAUCGAGCGAAAUUCGCUCUCAAUAUGUACAGGAUGGCUACUCUCCGUUCGACAGCCCUUCAGUUCAUGCGCCAUCACCCAGCUGCACCCCUGGAAGUGCGCCGGGUACUGCUUUGACUCCAAACUCAACCUUGUUCACCCCUACGGAAAACCUCACAGUUCUGUCUUUACUGAACUCAGAAUCUCCUGUGCAACACCAAGCACCUGCGCCUCCAGCAUUACACGGCCACCGAGCAAACACGAGCACAUACCAGCCACAUCAGGAAGAGGGAGUUAGUACCUUUGUGUAUCAACAGCCUCCCGGUGAACCUGUGCUAUGGCCGUUAGAGCAUGAGCAAGAGGCAAUGCUGCUGCAGCACUACAUCGAGAAUGUCGCCUUAUUCUUCGACAUGGUCGACACCAGAGAUCACUUUGGGGUUCACAUCGUCCAGAUGGCCAAGCAGAAUAGUACCCUGAUGAACGCCAUUCUUGCGCUAUCUGCUCGUCAGCUUAGUCGCACCACCGAUUUCGACCCUUACAUCGCAGAUGCCUAUUAUCAGCGAUGCUUUGACACGCUGAUUCCAGCACUGAACGACAACGUCACCAUCAAAGAAGAGCCAUUACUUGCUGCGACCGUCAUCCUGCGACUCUUGGAAGAGAUGAACAUCUCAAUUAUCGGCUCCGAUCCCCAAGGCCAUCUGUUCGGCACCCAAGCUAUAAUUCGCGCUGCUGAACAGUCAUACGCUGCAACGUCUGGCCCUGAUCGGCGGCAGGCUAUCUACUGGGCUGCUUUCCGUCAGGAACUGUGGAUCUCACUCAUGACGCAACGCGCGUUCAAAUUACACAUCUUCCCCGCUGAUCGCUCACUCGAGCCGGCUAAUGACUCUAUUUGGGCUACACGAACGAUUGCUCACCUCGGCGACGUGAGCAACUUCGUCUUUGGGGAAGGUAGAAACAGCAUUGCUCGCUACAACCAACUGAUGGAUGAGAACAGAUCCUGGACACAGUGUAGGCCUGACAGCUUCGACCCAUACUAUUUCCGUCAAGAUCGAGAUGGUAGCGGGAGAAACUUCCCGGACAUUCGCUUCCACCAAAAGACCCACGUUAUGGGCACCCAGUAUAACCUCUUAGCUCAUAUGCUGCUGAUUGUACAUGAUCCGACGAUUCCACAACUCGGACCAGCACACAAAGCAUCACGCGCUAUUGUGGAUAGAACCGUGCAAGACAACGUACGCACACUAUGCGGAGUGGCCCAAUCGAACUCCAAAUGGUUUCCUUGCAAGUUUGUUGCCUGCUUCGCGAUCGCAUUAGUCGGCGAUCGCUUCACGAUUCGUGAGGAUCAAGAACAGCUUCGCGAUCUAUGGUAUGCCUGUGAACGAUCGCAUGGCUUUCCUCCCACAGCGACCAUCAACCAACUCGAAGAGUCGUGGGGUUGGCACAACUCUUGA